Messenger RNA from Ambispora leptoticha, 349 nucleotides. The record is from the annotation of a GenBank genome assembly. Lineage: Eukaryota; Fungi; Glomeromycota; Glomeromycetes; Archaeosporales; Ambisporaceae.
AAGAAGUUCAAGAAAAAUCAAUUACACUAAUUCAAGUUGAAACUGAAUUUCAAACCGGCAUGUUUCAAACAUUAAAUAAUAUUCGUGGGCAAGAAAUAUUCGAUGAAUCUUUUAUAAAUUUAGAUUCAAAAAAAGAAAUAUAUGGCCGUAGUAUUGGGCUAUGCAAAAAGGCUUUAAAUUUGGCGAUCUUAAACAAUUCUAGCGAAGCUUUUGAAGAGCUUUUACAACAAUUUAUUAAAAAGCAAAAUAAAAUGUCUACAGAAUCUUCCGAAGAUUCUAAUAACAUUAAUAAUAUCACAGAUCUGAUUCAGCACAAAGGGAAAGGCCGACCUACAAAUAAAAGAUACUU